This is a messenger RNA of Pimephales promelas (fathead minnow), 1964 nucleotides long. The record is from RefSeq and is a predicted model, not a curated record. NCBI's taxonomy places the organism in Eukaryota, Metazoa, Chordata, Actinopteri, Cypriniformes, Leuciscidae.
CGCAGUUAAAAUAAGCUGCAGCACUGUGUGUACACCACUCGUUAGGAGCUUGAUUAAAAGAAGCAGAAAGGGAAAAGCCGUAUAUUUUUAGUUAGUUCGCCAUGCAUACGAUUUCAAACAUCUAACGUUAGGGACUUCAGAAGAGUAAAGCUGCUGCUGUAGGCGGUGACUGAGUGACUGAAGUCCAGCUCAGGUGUUCACAGAGAGAGUUCAAGUCAGCGACUGCAUUGAUUGUUAAUAAUAGACGCAACAUUGACUCCAGGCGAAAGGAUGUAAGUUACUUUACGCGUUUGUGCUCUUUGCGGAUGCGGAGCUAUUAAGGAAGUUUCUGGCAAUAUCUCAGUUAAUUUAUACAAGGUAAAAGCAGUUUUUCAUGUGACGUUUUAAACGGAUAAGCAAUUCUAGUAACGUUAGAUUAAACGUCAUCUCUGGUUCUUGUUUACGAGGCAAAUACAAAAGACCUGAUACACCUCAAGCAUUACGCGUUUUGUUAAGCUCUAAAGUGUCAUAUAGAUUAACGUUAGUGUUUUAUAACGUUACAGCAUCAGUGCGCGCUGCACGGUGACAAUCGCGUUUAACGGACAAAGUUGGUCGUUUGAAGUGCUGACGUGUCGUUUGGCCAGCGACCAGUGCCGCAUCUGUAGGGACACGCCUGUCCGCUGUCCCAGCACCCAUAACUGGGAGUCAGCACUCAAAGCCACGUCAAAAUGUCAAGAACCAGUCGAAGGGCCAAAGCUUUGCACCCCAGUAACGGGCACACGCUGGCCGGAUGCAAUCCGCUGAGAGCGGCGCGCGUGCGCGUGCUGCUGCUGUGUCUCUGCGGCGCGCUCUCGCUUGCCGUGAUUCUGGUGCUGUAUAUCUCUGCGGAGUCCAGUACCAGCAGCUCAACACAACACCACAAUGCAGAUCUCAUCAGGGACAGGCUUUCCCAUAAGCCAAGUAAACACUCAGUAGCACAAAUAAAGAAGUUUGCAGCACAGGUGGAUGGGCAUCGGCUCUGGAAGACUCACCUGCGACCCCUCCUGAUUCAACGAGUGCCUGGGACUGCAGGAAGUCAGACCAUACGACAGCAUAUCUUGUCCCAGCUGGGCUCACUGUCGGCAGGAUGGACGCUGGAGGAGAAUUCCUUCGUUUCGUCCACCCCGAAGGGUGACGUGACCUUCACCAAUGUGCUAGCAGUGCUGGACCCCUCGGCUCCUCGCAGGCUGAUCCUAGCAUGCCACCACGACUCAAAGAUCUUUCCCAUCGACCCUAAAAACCCCAGGCGAGUGUUCGUGGGAGCCAGUGACUCAGCCGUUCCCUGUGCCAUGAUCUUGGAGCUGGCUGCGUCUCUGGACACACAGCUUAAAGCCCUCAAACAGCAGAGGUCUGCGCUGACAUUGCAGUUGGUGUUUUUUGAUGGAGAGGAGGCCUUUGAGGAAUGGACGGACACAGACUCUCUCUACGGUUCUCGUCAUCUGGCUGAACUGAUGUCUCGUUCCCCUCACCCAUCUGGAGCCGCCAAAACCAAUCUACUCCAGGCUGUGGAUCUGUUAGUCUUGCUGGAUCUGCUUGGUGGCCCAGAACCAUUGAUUGUCAAUCACUUUGAUAACACAGCAAGAUGGUUUGACCGACUCAUCGCUGCAGAGAAGAGACUCCACAAACAGGGCUUGUUGACAUCUCACCCAUCAGAACAGAGUUACUUCAGGAAGGAUUUUUAUCUUGGCCCAGUGCAGGAUGACCACGUUCCAUUCCUAAACAGAGGCCCUAUCGAGCAGUUGCUUAACAAUUGCUUUCAACCCUUCACUCAGCUCCUAGUGGUUGGUACCCGGGACGUCCCGAUUAUUGGGCCUAAUUUAUUUGUCCCGUACGGAACCUCUCUUGUCCCGAUUAUUGAGAGCUACGCUGACCUGACUGAUACAACAGCAACACGACACUUGAGAAUGACCACGACACCGGUCACGCGCAUCCAACCAUACAAAUAA